AUGGCAAACGAACGGCCGGCUGAUCAUGCCAGUGACGACGAAGAAGACAACGCCGUCAGACAAGCAAAACCAAAACAGCACGACGCCGGCAGAUCUGACCUCGAAGGAAUCAGAGACUUCCGCGACGAAGAAGUGGAUGUUGGUGCCAUCGACACUUCCAUGCUGAUCAGCAACCACAACAACGCAGAGGCACAGAUCAAGAUAAAGCUGAAUAAAGAAGAUAUUGAUAUGAUAGCAAGUGAGAUGAUGGUCUCGGUUACUGUUGCUGAGAAAUGUUUGAGAGAUCACAAGGGGGAUGUUAAGUCAGCACUUGUUUAUUUAGUCAACUGUUAG
Bolinopsis microptera is the source of this 333-nucleotide messenger RNA. RefSeq lists its product as uncharacterized. The coding region runs from base 1 to 333 and encodes 110 amino acids. The transcript has a single exon. Gene Ontology annotation, biological process: negative regulation of apoptotic process; protein stabilization. NCBI's taxonomy places the organism in Eukaryota, Metazoa, Ctenophora, Tentaculata, Lobata, Bolinopsidae. The record is from RefSeq and is a predicted model, not a curated record.